GCGCGGUGGGGGCGACGACGACGACGACGACGUGAGCGCGCAGGGGGGCGGCGGCCUCACCUUGUCUGGCUCUCCCUGCCUGGGUCCGGGUGACGCCGAGCGCCACAGAGAUGUCGGAUUUUGACAGUAAUCCGUUUGCGGACCCGGAUCUCAACAACCCGUUCAAGGAUCCAUCAGUUACACAGGUGACAAGAAAUGUUCCACCAGGACUUGAUGAGUAUAAUCCAUUCUCGGAUUCUAGAACACCUCCACCAGGCAGUGUGAAAAUGCCUAAUGUACCUAAUACACAGCCAGCAAUAAUGAAACCAACAGAGGAACAUCCAGCUUAUACACAGAUUGCGAAGGAACAUGCCCUGGCUCAAGCUGAACUUCUUAAGCGCCAAGAAGAACUAGAAAGAAAAGCUGCAGAAUUAGAUCGUCGAGAACGAGAAAUGCAAAACCUCAGUCAACAUGGUAGAAAAAAUAAUUGGCCACCACUUCCUGAGAAUUUUCCUGUGGGACCUUGUUUCUAUCAGGACUUUUCUGUAGACAUUCCUGUAGAAUUCCAAAAGACAGUAAAGCUUAUGUACUACUUGUGGAUGUUCCAUGCUGUAACACUGUUUCUAAAUAUCUUCGGCUGCCUGGCUUGGUUUUUUGUUGAUUCUUCAAGAGGGGUUGAUUUUGGAUUGAGCAUCCUGUGGUUCGUGCUUUUCACACCUUGCUCAUUUGUCUGUUGGUACAGACCACUUUACGGAGCCUUCAGGAGCGACAGUUCCUUCAGAUUCUUUGUGUUCUUCUUCAUCUAUAUCUGUCAGUUCGCUGUCCAUGUGCUCCAGGCUGCGGGAUUUCAUAACUGGGGCAAUUGUGGUUGGAUUUCAUCCCUUACUGGUCUUAACCAAAAUAUUCCUGUUGGAAUCAUGAUGAUAAUCAUAGCAGCACUUUUCACAGCAUCAGCAGUCAUCUCACUAGUUAUGUUUAAAAAAGUACAUGGACUGUAUCGCACAACGGGUGCUAGUUUUGAGAAGGCCCAACAGGAGUUUGCAACAGGUGUGAUGUCCAACAAGACUGUCCAGACUGCAGCCGCAAAUGCAGCUUCAACUGCGGCCACGAGUGCGGCUCAGAGUGCUUUCAAGGGUAACCAGAUCUAGAGGCCUCCGCAGUACACUGUUACCUUCUGACGGUACCAUUCUCUCCAGUUACUGUAUUCUGCAGGUGUUUUUAUGUUGGAAACACAGUACACACAGCAUGAGUAUUUCCUGUUCACAUGUGCAUGGGGUAAAAGCAGAAAAAUUUCCACAUCUUAUUUUACUGAAUAGUUUCUUCAUAUUUCAGUGCCCCAGCAGAAGAAUAUUACAUGCUAAAUAAACAUUCUCCAUAUUUUGGGGGGAUGGUGUUCAGCAAAUUAUUUCAGUGGUGACCAGCUGAAAUUAACAUGGUACAAAAAAACAUGGUACAAAUUAACAUGAUCUAAAAAACUCUUAGUACUAACUGUAAUUGUUCUUUUAAGACUCUUUAAUGGUAAGUAUGACACAAGAAAGCAUUCUUCUUUUCCUUAUUUAUUUUGAAAGAAAUAAGCCAGCAGAGACACACAUUUUUAAAUUGACUUACUUUUUUAUCAGUUUCAGUCACCAGUGACAGCCUGUGUGACUGAAUUGUGGUAGAUGAUGUAUAUUUUGUCUUUUAUUUUCUUUUUUAAGAGUAGUUGAUAUUUUGAUAAGUCUCUCAUCUUGCAUGGACAACAUGUUGCUUAAAUUAAAAGAAUUAGUAUUUUGGGUUCUGUACUGCGUAUACUUAAUAGGAAUCAGGGUUGUUUAUGGAUCAUAGAAGUGAUUUUCUGUAAUAGUUUCUUUUAAAUAAAAAUUAUUGGGGUACAAUAUGAGACUUUAAUAUAAUAUGCAGUGCAUUAUCCAAAAGAGAAGGUAGUCAGUGCAAUAGAAUGUAGAAAUAAUAAUUCCUUUUAUUUUAUUUCUAAUUUUCAGUAUUCAUAUAGUAAAAUUUUACUGUAUGGAAACUUUAGUAUAUUCUCUUGGGCACUCUUUUUAAUUGAACUGAGAUUGUGUUCGGCAGCUUAUUUUGGGUGUGUGUGUGCGGGUGCGUGUGUAUUUUUUGACAGAGGUAUUAAAGGCUAACCUAAUCCUUGUCUAAAAAGAAUAUACAGUAUUUAAGGAAUUUUUCCUUUAGCCUCUCAUUUCUAGUGGCAUUAAAAAUAAAAAGACCUUAGCAUUUCUAAUAUACUUGAAUCCCUAAUGGGCCUACGUCUUUCACUUUUUGAGAUAGACUGAAUACAUUUAAAUUGUUCACAAUAAAAAAAUCAAAACAUUGCACCAAGCAAGACAGUACAUACAAACUGUUAAAAGCAUUAAUUAUGAACAUAAUCACAUUGAAAUCAUUACCGUGUAGCACAGAACUUUAUUCUUAGGUUAUACUUGGGUUUAAACUUUGAAUCAUUUGUAAUAUUGAUUAAAUGACUUAAAAGCAUUUCUAAAUCAUGCUGUAUUUUGAAAACCUUUAGGUAACUUUUGGUUUCAGAAUGAUGGGUAGUGGUUUAUGCAGCUUGAUUUUAAGUAAAGAUGAUGUAUUGGAUUAUAUUAUUUAAGAAUGAAUCUUUUAAAAAAAAUCAAGUGGGCAUAAAUGGAAUAAAUCAUAUUUAUUCUCCUUCCCAAAUCUGGGGUUUAAAGUAAGUUUCAUGCUGAAGGUGGGAGGCCAAGUUCUUACUGUUUAUGAGGAGGCUCUGUGUGCUCCUCGGAAACAGAGCUCAUGCAGCUGUUUACAUUUGAUUUAUUUGGGACUUUAUUAAUUACAUAGUUGCAAAACAUUUCUUUUAUUCUGAAGAAAAUAGGAUUCAGAGUGUGAAUUAAAGCUGUUUUUAUAAAUAUUUCUAAUCAGUGAUAAUCUUCACCUACAUUCUCACCCAGCCCAGCAGCUCUAGUUCUUCAGAUCCCAUAGUCUUAGUGAAAACUUGUUUUAUUGGGUGUGGAUUUUUCAAAACAUUAACCACAAAAUGCAACAAGAGCAUUGUAUCUGCCACUAAUUUAUAUCCCAAGUCCAUUUUUUUGUUUUUCUCUAAAAGAAAAACAAUAAUAACAAAAGUAUUGUCAGAUUUUUGAAAAAUAACUAUUUUUUCCUUCAGAAUUGCAAUGUUUUUGUUAUGUAGAAAUCUCCAAAGGUAACAUUAUUAAAAGCAAAGAUUAUUACAACCCACAGUGUCUUUUUCUGUGUGAACAGAGAAACAAACCUUUAAAUUUCAAUUUAAUACAAGUUAAUACAAGUUAAGAGGGAGAAUUGUUUUUUAGAAACAUAAAUGUGCAUUGCCUACACACUGACAAUGCCUGCAGUUCAAUCAGGUAUGAAAGCAGCUUUAAAUUCUCAUAUUCACUUGUCUCAACAAUAAUCAGUAAACAGUUAAUUUUUACUCAACAAAAGAUUGGCAUUUGUUAGUUUUUCAUACUUAAUACUAAAAUUAUGAGGUACCACCAUCACAAAAUGGUCUUCAUAUGGUAGGCAUCCACAUCAUCUUUCAGUUUGCAUUAUUAAAUUAUGACUAUUCUAUUUGAAGCUAAAGUUUGAACACUGGAAAAAAAAUUCUUGCUCAGUGAUUUGUAAUCUGGGUCUUGGUUCUUGAUCUGGGGAUGUUUGUAUAUUUUGUAGGUGAGUAUACUGCGCUGCCAUCAUGGUGACUGUCAUGGUUCUGUACCAAUGCCUUCCAUCUGUCCUCUAAUGUUGCAUGUUUUCAGUGGUUUGGAAGUUUUGUAUAUUUAUUGUAUUAAUGCAGAGUGUCAUAAAAUAAAAUACUGUUUAUUGGA
Heterocephalus glaber (naked mole-rat) is the source of this 3782-nucleotide messenger RNA. It is a transcript of the gene Scamp1, whose product is annotated as secretory carrier membrane protein 1. The record is from RefSeq and is a predicted model, not a curated record. Gene Ontology annotation, cellular component: trans-Golgi network membrane; recycling endosome membrane. Gene Ontology annotation, biological process: protein transport. NCBI's taxonomy places the organism in Eukaryota, Metazoa, Chordata, Mammalia, Rodentia, Bathyergidae.